CUUGGGGGAUUCUUGUCACAGUCCAUGUGCGCGCACGACGUCAUGGCGGAGGGGAACGCAGAGAAAGAUCGGCAGACAGGCCGAAAAAUGGAGAAAUCUCACGAUAAUGCACAGCAUGAGGCAGAUCAGAACGGUGAUGAAGCAGAGCCCAACUUUAGCGACCCUGAGGACUACGUCGAUGACGUGAAAGAUGAUGAACUGCUCGGUGACAUCCUGAAGCUCAGGCCCCAGAAGGCCAUCGGCAGCGACUCAGUCAUUGUGGUGGACAACGUCCCGAAUGUUGGCCAGGACAGGCUCCCAAAACUGAAAAAUGUCAUCCGCCGAAUCUUCAGCAAGUUUGGUGACAUCAUCACCGAACAUUACCCAGAGGACAACGGCACCACAAAAGGGUUUAUUUUCCUGGAGUUUUCCUCACCAGCGAACGCCAUUGAGGCCGCUAAACAGAUGAAUGGAUACCGGUUAGACAAGACGCAUACAUUUGCCGUAAACCUGUUCUCAGACAUAGACAAAUACACUCAGAUUGAUGACAAAUGGGAGCCACCCAAUCCCCAGCCGUACAAAGAUUUUGGCAACCUGAGGUACUGGCUUCAAGAAGCUGACUGCAAUGACCAAUACAGUGUCAUCUUUGACGGCGGAGAGAAAACAGCUAUCUUCCUGAAUACAUCUUCAGAAGCAUCUGUCGUAGAAGAGAGAAAGCAAUGGACUGAGACAUAUGUGAGGUGGUCACCACAGGGCACGUACCUUGCUACGUUCCAUCAUCGAGGCAUAGCGCUGUGGGGUGGUCCCAAGUUUGAACAGAUCAAGAGAUUUGCCCACACAGGUGUACAGCUGAUUGACUUCUCACCAUGCGAGAGGUAUCUCGUGACCUUCAGUCCUGUGAUUGACAUGAGAGAUGACCCUCAGGCAAUCAUCAUUUGGGACGUCCGGACAGGCAAGAAGAAGAGGGGUUUCCAUUGCGAGAGUGCUGCACACUGGCCGAUAUUCAAGUGGAGUCAUGAUGGUACGUACUUUGCCAAGCAAUCUCCGGACAUGCUGAGCAUCUACGAGACGCCGUCCUUUGGCCUGUUGGAGAAGAAGAGCAUGAAGAUAUCAGAUAUCAGGGACUUUGCCUGGUCCCCAGCUGACAAUGUACUGGCCUACUGGGUGCCGGAAGUCAAUGAGAGCCCGGCCAGGGUCACCCUGGUGGAGAUCCCCUCCCGCAAAGAACUCCGUGCCAAAACCCUCUUCAACGUGGCUGACUGCAAGAUCCACUGGCAGAAGCAAGGGGACUACCUGGCGGUCAAAGUGGACCGCUACACCAACAAGAACAAAAAGGUGUCACUGUGGAACUUUGAACUUUUCCGGAUGCGGGAGAAACAGAUCCCGGUGGACCAGGUUGAGGUCAAGGAGACCAUCACGGCCUUCGCCUGGGAGCCUGUCGGCUCUCGGUUCUGCUGUCUGCACGGCGAGGCACCGCGCAUCUCGGCCAGCUUCUACAAAAUCCACGAGAAGGGCAAGGUGGAGCUAGUCAAGACUCUUGAGAGAAAACAAGCCAACUGCAUCUUCUGGGCUCCAACAGGACAGUUUGUUGUACUCGCUGGACUGCGCAGCAUGAAUGGAACCUUUGAGUUCGUUGACACCGCUGACAUGACCAUCAUGAAUGUGACUGAGCACUUCAUGGCCACAGACGUGGAGUGGGACCCCACCGGACGCUACGUCAUCACAGGUGUUAGCUGGUGGAGUCACAAGGUGGAUAAUGCCUACUGGGUCUGGAGCUUCCAAGGUCGACUGCUGCAGAAGUGCAACCAGGAUCGAUUCUGUCAGCUUCUCUGGCGUCCCCGUCCUUCAUCUCUGCUCACCGAGAAACACCUAAAGGACAUCAAGAAGAACAUGAAGUCCUACAGCAAGCAGUUUGAAUUGAAGGAUCGCAUGAGCCACUCCAAGGCUUCCAAGGAGCUGAUUGAGAAGCGCCAGCAGAUGUUGGACGAGUUCAACUUGUUCCGGGAGAAGCAGCAGGAGCGAUACGAAGAGGAGAGACAAUCGCGAAUUGACCUGCGAGACGGCUUGGACACGGACUGCAUGUUUUCCGUGGAGGAGGAAGACGAGGAGGUUAUCGAGUUCUUUGUUGGAGAAGAAGUCAUCGAAGUCAACGAAUUUGAGGGCGAGUAAUUGCCAGGCCGACCUCAACGCAGCCCUCCUUCCCAUUGUUUGAAGGCGGCAGUCCGACACAGAGUGACAUUCUCCCCUGAACGCACAACACACCUUUCUCGGACCAUUUUCAGCACAGACUUUUGCUAGCCAACAAAUUGCUUGAAUUUGUGUCAUCUGAAGGCCUCAACUCUUGUGGGUGAAUAGAUCAAAAUUAAUAACAUAUCUGAUCGUAAUUUUCUGGUGUACAAUAUCUCAGAGUGAGUGUGCAGUUGGAAAUCUGUACAUUUUCUCUUAAGUAUAUUGUUUGUUUCAUAUAGCAUUUUAGAUAAAUCCAUAUUGUGGAUUGCAAUACUCAAUACACAAUUUUGUUUGCAAAUUGAGUGAGCGUAUAAUAGUAGAGUCUAUAUCUUUGUUCCAUUUACAUUUUGUUUUCCCCUUAUUAAUAAGGACUUUUUUCCUUAGCUGCUGUUUACUUGUUCAUUACUGUACCUUAUAUUUGUAUUGAUCCACCUUUUCAAGCUGGAACAAAAGUACACUUUGCUUUUUUGAACCAAAAACUGCUUUGUGUUUUUGGCGCAUAACUUAAAACUUACUUCACAGGUAUACGUUAUUUUUAGGUUGCAAAACAUGAGCGAUUUUCAGUAUAUGGCUUUUCGAUUUGAAGACUACAGUGAAGUUAUAAAGUGGGUCAGGAGAGAUGACCUUACUCAGUCAAUAACACCUAGCGUACAUACAGGUUACAAGAGACUUCUGUUGUGGUUUUAUGGAAUGUACCCCUCUCCUUUUCGGUUAUGUAGGCUACCAUUAAAAUGUGCUCAGUAGAGAUAGUCAAAUCA
Messenger RNA from Acanthaster planci (crown-of-thorns starfish), 2966 nucleotides. RefSeq names its product eukaryotic translation initiation factor 3 subunit B (gene eif3b). The record is from RefSeq and is a predicted model, not a curated record. NCBI's taxonomy places the organism in Eukaryota, Metazoa, Echinodermata, Asteroidea, Valvatida, Acanthasteridae.